Fraxinus pennsylvanica is the source of this 630-nucleotide messenger RNA. Lineage: Eukaryota; Viridiplantae; Streptophyta; Magnoliopsida; Lamiales; Oleaceae. The record is from the annotation of a GenBank genome assembly.
AUGGUCAAUGGAAAAAGCACGAGAUUCAGGAACCCAGAGGAGAUCCCAUGGGCUGAAGCUGGAGCUGAUUAUGUUGUCGAGUCAACAAGAGUCUUUACUGACAAGGACAAAGCUGCAACCCACUUGAAGGGAGGUGCUAAGAAGGUCAUCAUUUCUGCCCCAAGUAAAGAUGCUCCUAUGUUUGUUGUUGGUGUCAAGAUGUUGAUAUUGUCUCGAAUGCUAGUUGCACUACCAAUUGUCUUGCUCCAUUGGCAAAGCAAACAGAAGACUGUUGAUGGUCCGUCUCAGAAGGACUGGAGAGGUGGAAGAGCCGCAUCAUUCAACAUUAUUCCCAGCAGUACUGGAGCUGCCAAGGCUAUCGGGAAAGUACUUCCUUCUCUAAAUGGAAAGCUUACUGGAUGGCUUUCCGUGUCCCAACAAUUGAUGUGUCAGUGGUUGAGGGACCAAAAUCUCCUGAAUUUAGAAACACCAAAUGUUCACUCCCUUCUGCCCCUUCCAAUCCAGUCACCUGUAAUUAGAGUGCUUGAAGAAAGUGCUCAUGUUCUUGUUUCAUCCAGGCUUGAAGUAGAAGAAAGAAAAAGAAAAAAGAGUCGUCAAAAUCAAUUGUUGAUAUUUGACUCUAUUGCAUAA